Exophiala xenobiotica is the source of this 222-nucleotide messenger RNA. RefSeq lists its product as uncharacterized. Bases 1 to 222 code for a protein of 73 amino acids. The record is from RefSeq and is a predicted model, not a curated record. NCBI's taxonomy places the organism in Eukaryota, Fungi, Ascomycota, Eurotiomycetes, Chaetothyriales, Herpotrichiellaceae. The transcript has 2 exons. Gene Ontology annotation, molecular function: oxidoreductase activity, acting on paired donors, with incorporation or reduction of molecular oxygen; iron ion binding; monooxygenase activity.
AUGAAGCGUGCUUUCAUGGCGUUUGGUGGCUCCGCAAGAGUCUGUCUAGGUCAAAACCUGGCGCGCAUGGAGCUUCUUCACGCUGUAGCACGGUUCUUCCGCGCGUGCCCGACCGCUAGAAUCGCAGACAGCAUGAAAGAUAAGGACGCCACGAUGGUAGAUUUCUUUGUGAUCAAGCCAGCUUGCGGAGCCAUGGAGAUCACCCUCGAUCAAGAGCAAUGA